AUGGACCCAUAUCGGAAUCUUCGCAAUUGGAAUAGGGGGGAUCCAUGUACUUCAGAAUGGACAGGGGUUUUUUGCUAUAACACAUCACUGGAUGAUGGUUAUCUUCAUCUCAGAGAAUUGCUUCUGAAUGGAAAUCAACUGACAGGUUCCUUGCCCGAUGAGAUUGGUUUUCUUCCUAACUUGGACAGGAUACAAAUUGACCAGAACAAAAUAUCUGGAUCUAUACCUACGUCAUUUGCUAACUUGAGCAACAUAAAGCACUUCCACAUGAAUAAUAAUUCACUUAGUGGGCAAAUACCACCACAGUUGUCCAGACUUCCAAAACUUGUUCACUUGUUGCUUGACAAUAACAACUUAUCGGGAUAUCUUCCGCCGGAGCUUUCUGAAAUGCCAAGUUUGCAGAUACUGUACAUAUUUACUUUGGUUAUUCCAUAA
Fraxinus pennsylvanica is the source of this 435-nucleotide messenger RNA. The record is from the annotation of a GenBank genome assembly. Lineage: Eukaryota; Viridiplantae; Streptophyta; Magnoliopsida; Lamiales; Oleaceae.